Messenger RNA from Osmia bicornis bicornis, 4136 nucleotides. It is a transcript of the gene vvl, whose product is annotated as POU domain protein CF1A. The record is from RefSeq and is a predicted model, not a curated record. Gene Ontology annotation, biological process: regulation of transcription by RNA polymerase II; brain development. The transcript is spliced from 3 exons. Gene Ontology annotation, cellular component: nucleus. The coding region runs from base 1129 to 2493 and encodes 454 amino acids. NCBI's taxonomy places the organism in Eukaryota, Metazoa, Arthropoda, Insecta, Hymenoptera, Megachilidae. Gene Ontology annotation, molecular function: RNA polymerase II cis-regulatory region sequence-specific DNA binding; DNA-binding transcription factor activity, RNA polymerase II-specific.
CCUCGGGAACCUCGAGCGAGCUGCGAGGCGAGGCAGUCAGUCGCUCUCAGCUACGACAUGCAUAACGCAUGAGAGAGCCGAGCGAGAUCUUUUCCACCCGUUCGUUGUUGUCGUCGUCGUCGUCGCCGUCGUCGUCGUCGUCGUUGUCGUCGUCGUCAUCGUCGUCGUCGACGUCUCUCCUCUCGCUCCCGCGUACGCACACUCGCACGGGAGACACCGCGAGGAAAACAUACACGCGCGCGCAAAAGUAGACAACGUCCCGUGCUGGUGCCGUUCCGCACUCGUAUCCAAGUUGUCGCGAAUCGGUUACCGUUCCUCCGCGAGACCAUCAGCGUCCAGUGUCCGAGUCCCUUCGCGUCCUGCCGAGACACCCUCUCGGCUGACGGACCGCGAGUGUAGCGCGAGUCGCAACGCGCAACCCUUCUCGGCACGAGUCUUCGUCGAGUCGUUCGCGAUCGCGCCACAGCGAUGAGUGAUCGUCCGACACGCGAGUGAUUCCGCUCUUUUGGAGUACUACUAGUCGUCGAGCAGCUAAGGUGUGCCGUUCUCGUGUGCCAGUUCAACGUAGGAGAUCCUCCACGGAGGAGGAGAACGGAGGCUGUCGCGAAGGAAAUUCGCGCUUCGAGUGUUUUGCACCGAGAGAAACGGACAGAAAGGAGAGGACACACAGGAUCGCAGGAAAUAAAACUAUGGACGGGUCGUUUGCAAGAGCGACGAUGUCUCUUGAUAGGAAUUUCGUGUGUCGCCGCGAGAGAUGGACUGUUGUAGUGCAUAACGUGUGAUCGGUGAUCGUCGAUCGGAAACGAUAAGAACUUACGGAAUUUCAACGUCUAUCACGGAUACAACGAGCCAGACAGCAAGAAGAAUAAACGAAAGAUUCGAAGACAGGGAGGCGAAGUAAGAAAGGGUGCGAAAAGGAGUAGGGUGCCCUGUUGGGGGCAGCCCGAAGGCCCGUUGGGCCGGCAAACAUUGAGGAAAUUGGCGCAACCGAUAAACUAGGGAAUAAGGAGAGAUAACAGGGUAAAACCGAAAAGAAAGGGAGAAAGAAAAGGAACAGGAAUAAGAAAGAGAGGAAGGAAAAGAAAAAGAUAACAGGGUUCGGCGGAACCUCUGUACGAGGGGAAGUAGAUGGCCGCUACCACGUACAUGCCGAUUAGUAGCGCAGUGUCGUCCGACCUGGAUGGUGGUUCGGGUACCGCGAUCGGGAUGAACAUCGCCGUGGGUGGCUACUCCUCGGGCUCGCCUCGCAGCGCCGCCGACGCCGGGGAGAUGAAGUACAUAACGACGCCUCAGCAUCAUCACCACCAUCAUCACCAUCACCAGGUGACGUCGUCGCCGUCGCCGAACGGCUUGUCGCACCCGUCGGCGAACCUAUCGUCGGCGAACCCAUGGGUGAGCUUGCAACCUAGCAGCGACCAUUGGGCGGCAUCGAUGGGCAUGCACCAUACGGGCCAUCAUCCGCACCAUCAUCCGCACCAAACGAAUCCCGGGUUAGACGUGAAACCGCUGGCGGCUGCGGCCGCAGCGGCAGCCGCCGCGGCCAACGACCAGUCGAUGCAUCCUCACCGUGGCGGUCCUCAUCAAUCGCCCGGAAUGGCCUCGCCGCAUUCUUGGCACGCGCCGGUUGUCCCGUCGGCCCAUUAUAAUCCGAGCGGUGGCGCGGCCUCGCCCACCACCCUUCAACAGUACCAUGCCGCGAUGAACGGUAUGCUCCACUCGCAUCCCCAUCAACAUCAUCCGCAGCUGCAGAAUCAUCAGACCGGGCUUCACCCGAACUUGAGGGAUCCCGGCUCGCCGGUCGGUCAUUCGCUGCACCCAGGCCACGCGCACGACAGGGAUCACAGCGCCGGCGAAGAGGACACGCCGACAUCCGACGAUCUCGAGGCGUUCGCGAAACAAUUCAAGCAACGGCGCAUCAAGUUGGGUUUCACCCAGGCGGACGUCGGUCUCGCGCUCGGUACUCUCUACGGCAACGUCUUCUCGCAGACGACGAUAUGCAGGUUCGAGGCUCUCCAGCUGAGCUUCAAGAACAUGUGCAAGCUGAAGCCGCUGCUGCAGAAGUGGCUCGAGGAGGCGGACUCGACGACCGGCUCGCCGACCAGCAUCGACAAGAUCGCGGCACAGGGAAGGAAACGAAAGAAGCGAACGUCGAUCGAGGUGUCGGUCAAGGGCGCCCUCGAGCAACACUUUCACAAACAGCCGAAACCCUCCGCCCAGGAGAUCACCACUCUGGCGGACAGUUUGCAGUUGGAGAAAGAGGUGGUCAGGGUGUGGUUCUGCAACCGGCGGCAAAAGGAGAAGAGGAUGACGCCGCCGAACACGCUAGGCGAGGGUAUCAUGGAGGGCAUGCCGCCCGGACAUCAGGGACAAGGGGGUCUCCAUCAGGGUUACCAUCCGCAGGAUCACCUGCACGGCUCGCCGAUGGGCCACAGCCACAGUCCACCCAUGCUCAGCCCUCAGGGCCUUACGGCUCACUCGUUGGCGGCUCACUAGCGUUCGCCCGGGCCUCCCCCGUUGGGCCUGUCGAUAACUUCUCAAAACUCGGUGAACAACCCUACUUCCUCGCCGCCGGAGACGCUCCCUCCGUUCUAUCAUCAUUACCUGCAAGCGCGCACCGGCAGCUACUCCACCACUUCGUAGCCACUUUCUAGUGUCUACGAACCAGCCGUGCAAUGCCGCUUCGCCUGUUCGCGCUCCUAGUCCGAGCUGCAGGCUGCACGCUCGACCGACGAGCCUGUCGUCGAUCGGUGGCACGCUUCAACACGUCCUAUGCCAGCCGGCGCCACCCCCACGACAGGCUUCCGUCUGUCUCUACGACGAGGUUCAACGGGGUUCUACGUAGCCGAAAAAUAAAUCCGGUCCAACGGGGAGGCUUGCUUCGCGCGAUCCUAAUCGCGCCCGCCGAGACACCAUCCACUUCGCCGAACAUCCUUAAACGCAUCCGGAAGAUCGUCUACCCAGAAGAGACACAUCGCGAUCGAACUCUGUUACCUCGUGUCACAGCGAUAUCUAAGUUCGCGAGUCGCCAGUGACGCGGUGUUUCGCCCGCUUCCGGCGAUCUAAACCGCCCGAUAUUCCGGUGCCCGAGAGUGCGUAAUUUCGUGUACGGCCAACCGAAUCCGUCCGUCCAUCCAUUCGUUCGUUGUGCAUCGCUAUGAUCGCGGUGCGAGUGAAGAAGAAAAUGAGAUGAGAUAAAGAGAAAACGAGUGCGAGAGGACGUUUUGGUGCGUCGCGACGCGUCGCGGACAGAGCCCGACGGACGGACGGGGUGGCCGUGCGGAGCAAAGCGAAUGGAACGCAGCCAAAGGCGAAGAGCGGUGUGUUCGAGCGGGAUUUGUCCGAAGCAAACCCGCCGGAUGAUGUAACAUAAGUAAAUAUGGACUGUAAAUAAUGUACUAGAUAAAGCUAGUAAGUUAAGUGAGAGAGUCGCGCAUCGUGGUCGUUUUCUUCGUCGUCGCCUUAGCCGUCGCCAUCGCAGUCAUCGUCGCCGCCGCUGUCGUCGUCGUCGUCGUCUUCACCCUCUUUGCUGGACCGGACGGAACGGAUUGGACAUCUUGGAGGCAACGGGAUCGGAAUGAAAAACUGGAGAGAACGGUGUGGCGCGACGAAGUAAACGACUAAAAAAGACAAAGAAAUUCGCAAUGAGGGACAAGACACGCGUUUAAACGGGGAACUCGCGCGUGUCGGAAAAUGUGUGCCGAAUCCUAGCGACAGCAGAAACCCCUCGCAAUGAAAAACCCCUUCUGUAAAAAGAUUUCCUGCCCUCGGAUCGUCCCGCGGAUCCCACCACGGACUCAACCGGCUGUGCACUUGGACCCGCAUCGACGUCCUCCGCGUCAUUGGGAUCCGACUCGCGACGCCCUUCGGGUCACUUUCGACGUCCGGGACCGGCGAUGCGCCCGACUGCGCGCCUUCUGGACACUCGGGCGGCCCUAAUCGUCCUUGGAUUCGAGCUUACAGAUUUGUCUCGUAUCGUCCUGCUGCAAGCGAUCGUUCCAGAGUCCUGUCGCAGCCAGGCGUCGUGUCAGUGUGGAAAUGCAUGAUUACAUAGAAUUACGGUAUAAGUUGUGUUAAAUAUCAAUGUUAAUCGCUGUAGCGAAGUGGGGUAUUACAAUAAAUACAUUAUUUUAUGUAAA